This is a messenger RNA of Neoarius graeffei (lesser salmon catfish), 2563 nucleotides long. RefSeq names its product transforming growth factor beta regulator 4 (gene fastkd4). Gene Ontology annotation, cellular component: mitochondrial matrix; ribonucleoprotein granule. NCBI's taxonomy places the organism in Eukaryota, Metazoa, Chordata, Actinopteri, Siluriformes, Ariidae. Bases 163 to 2052 code for a protein of 629 amino acids. The record is from RefSeq and is a predicted model, not a curated record. Gene Ontology annotation, molecular function: RNA binding. Gene Ontology annotation, biological process: mitochondrial RNA processing; regulation of mitochondrial mRNA stability. The transcript has 12 exons.
GUUUACGACAAUAUUCCGCGCCUUCCAUUCCAAUGCUAAUUCCAUGUGAAUGUCGCCGGGUCUGAAAUUGUGGGACUGAAAUUGACAAGCUUCUCGACCGACAUGCGGAUGCCAAAUCUUGAUUUCUAGUCCCUCACUUGCUUCGCUGAAGAUUUCCCCCAAAUGGCCAGCAGGUUUUUGAGCCGGUGCGCUCGCCUCUUGGCCGUAUGCCCCCAGGCCUCUUCAGCCGCCAGCCGUCUUCAUACGCUCACAGCUCACCCGCUCACAGAGUAUCCACCAUGGUCCCAGUCCCUAAAGCUACCCUCCAUCAGGCCCCUGAAUCUGAGUGCUGGUCCGGCGCAGGCAGACGAGCAAAACACGUUUACACGCACUGAACUGGAUAUCCGUGUCGAGAAGACGACGACACCACAGGAAGUGCUAUGCUUGUGGGCAGAACGAGGUGGCACGGCCAAUCAGGCAGGCAUGUGUCUGAUCCAACUCAGCCGAUUGGCAGUAGAAAAGAAAGAUCUCGACAGAGCCGAUAUCCUUCAGGACCCUCGCUGUGUGGAUCUGCUGGAGGCUUUGAACUCUCAGGUCAAUGUGAUAUGGAAUGGCACACUGGUUUCUGUCUUGCGUGCUCUUUCCAUACUUGGUGUCCCUUCCAGCUCUCCGGUGAUGUGCUCUCUCCAGACAGAGGCGCUGUGGAGGCUCCGGCGCUUCAACUACCGCCACCUUUCCUCUCUGGCGGACUGGGCGUCAGGCUGGAAGAGUCCAGGACAGGGAGAUGAGCUACUGACGUCUGUGCUAAAGCAACUAGAGCUGCGCUGGACAGAGCUGAAUGACCCACGCACGGUCACCAUGCUUAUGAGCCGAGCUGCAAGACUCUCCCCUCCACUCAUGGAAAAGCUGGAAGAUAAGGCCCUGGAGUUGGCUGAGAAGUUCAGCACUGAGGACAUCCGCAAGGCGACAUUAGCCGUGGCGUUGCAGGGCCGGCGAUCGGUGCCACUUCUGCGUGCACUGUCCUACCACCUGCACCAGAAACCUUCUUCUGAACUCAGUACACCUCUGUUGCUGGACAUUGUGUUUGCUUAUGGUAAGCUGCAUUUCCACCAGACUCAGGUGUGUCAGAGAAUGGCUGCUGAGCUUUUGCCCAGAUUACCAGAGAUGAGCUCCGCUGAAGUCAUGCGCUGUUCAAAGUCUCUAGCCUUCCUGAAGUGGCUUCACUUACCUCUGUUCGAGGGAUUUACCCAGCACUUCUUGAAAAACAGUGAAAAGUACAGCUUGUUACAGAUGUGUAACCUCCUCAUGGCCUUCGCCAAACUCAACUUCCAGCCCAGUAACAAGGAGCUAUUUUACACGAAGGUUCAUGAAGUUUUGGAAAGCUCAUGGCAGAGCUUGGAACCUUUUGUACUGACCGAUGUAGUCUGGGCUCUCUGCAUUUUCCAGCAGGCCAAACCCGAGUUUAUUGCUGCUGUCACAGAUCCUGCAUUUCAGAGCAAAGUUACAGGUGGCAGUGGUGCUCCUGCAGAGAACUACGCAUUGAAGGUGCUUCAUAUUGCUGCCUCGGGACAGCUAGAAUCUGGCAUCCGUACCACUGUGCCCCUUCCAGCAGUCCACACAAAACUGGUCAAGUCCAGCCGAAUGCCCAUUCAGAGCACCCUACACAAAGCCCUCCAGAUCCUCACGGAAAAUCGCACAAAAGCUCUGCGCAAAGACAUCAACACGGUGUACGGCUGGAAUAUAGAUGCAGAAAUGGUCGUGGAUUCAGAGAAUAAGCCCAUAGACCUGGAGAACCUGGAAGCGCCACACUUACCUGGAGGGGGCGGCACAGAGCGCUUACCUCCAGGAGCGCGAAGGGUGGCCUUCGUGGCCUGGGAGUUCCCCCAUUUUGCCUCCAAGAGCAAAGAUCUCCUGGGCCGCUUUGCUAUGCAGAAGCGCCACCUGCAGCUGGCCGGGUUUCUGGUCGUGGAGGUUCCAUACUUCGACUGGCUGGAGUUGAAGACGGAUUGGCAGCGAGUGUCCUAUCUGAAGGAUAAGAUUGGGAAGGCUGUAGCUGAGGACAUGGCCAAGUGAGCUUCUGGACUGCAGCACAUCCACAGACCAAAGCAGAAUAAACAGCAGGGCAAAUAAAUUUGUGCACGGGUUCAACCAAGAUCCAACCAGAGACAGUCAGAAAACGACAUUAUUUUUAUUCACCAGUAACAAACAUUCUUUUACAUGGAUCGUCAGGAUUUUCAUGCAGAAGUGAUAGAACGCUGAACACACGACUGUACUUACUCAUCACUAAAUUACCAUUAUAAUGCCAUCAGAUAAUUUAUUAUGUAAAGUCUCAAGGCUUCCAAGGUAUGAUUAGCCUUGGGUAGUACGUCAGCGCUCUGUAUACUGCUAUGUGAAAAUAUGCUUGAUAUGAAGCUGUAAUUGAAACCAAUCUGUAUUUCGGGUGUAUACAACUUAUCUGGUCAUGAUAUAAAUUUAAUUCUGGUUGUCUCUUUUACUUGUGUACCAUUUUGUUUUAUUGUGUGAAUGUAUAAUUCAGCUUCAAGCAUCACAUUCGAAUAAACAGAUUUUAUACUGCUUAAAAUAA